Molecule: messenger RNA, 654 nt
Organism: Macrosiphum euphorbiae (potato aphid)
Lineage: Eukaryota; Metazoa; Arthropoda; Insecta; Hemiptera; Aphididae
Source: the annotation of a GenBank genome assembly
AUGAAAGCCAUCAAUUCACUCGCCAAAUUUCGAUCGUCGCAGUUAAAAGAAAUUCAAACAUGUAUUUCAGAUUUAACCACCAGAGUAGAGAAUCUUGUUGCCGAUAAUGCCGCCUUCCGGGCUGAAAUUUCAGUUCUCCGUUCAAGAAUUGAACUUCUCAAAUCGCGGCCGGUUCAUUCUAGUGAUUCCCCUUCAAUGAUUUUUCGUGAAUCAACCGAACGUUCAAAAAUAGAAUUCAAUGCAAUUGCUUAUGGUGUGCUUGAGUCGGCGGCCAACACCGCAGCCCUAAGAUUUAAAGACGACCUACUCAUCUUAGAGAAUCAUUUAAAAGAUCUCUCAAUUUCCGUUCCUACUGAAAAAAAGCAUAUACGCCUUGGUAAAAGUACUGAUAAAAAACCAAAACCGUUGAAAAUUAUCUGUAGAUCUAAGAAUGAUGCUUCACAACUCAUUUCCAAUUUUCACUUUCAAGCAUGGAAUAGAGUAUCACCUCUACCUGCUUUUCGCAUUGUACGUGACAAAACUACGCUUGAACGUGAUCUUCUACGUAAAGCUCAUAGGGAUCUGGAGCGGAAAAUGGACUCUGGUCCUUCAGAUCUUACCAUCUCUUACGUCAAUAGAGUUCCUACCGUUGUAAGGCCGAUUCAAAAAACAUAA